GUGGGGCUGGCGACCGUGCAACUUGCACCGCUUCUCUCUUUCGUCUCUCUUUUUACUGGGCUGUCUGUGCUACCGACCAUAUAUCCAGUAUAGGACAGUCAUGCUCUGUGUGUAAGCGAAAAAUGUUUUAUUUCCAACAGGGGACAAUUAUCGGUUUUGAAAUCCAGGCAACUGAGGAUGCACAGCGCUGCUGAGGAGGAUAGUAGUAGGACUCUGUUCAGCUCCACCGAUUUCAGACAACGACGGGAAUUCUCAUGUUCGCGGUAUGCCUCCUAUUGAGAGAGAGAGUAAAGCAGGGAAAGAAAAUAACGUCUGACCACAUUGGAUUCUACACUGUCCCUUUGACUUUCUGUGUGAAAAGUAAAUGGUGCUAGGUAGUUGCACACUAGUACCCGAACAACCCGAUAGUGGAGGGAGGAGCGAUGAGAAGAACCCCAUCGCGGUAUACAACACUGGCUUGCUUUGUUUCUCAGCAAAGGACCCUUUCAGAAAUAGGCUGAUACAGAUACUUUCUUCAAGUGGCACUGUGUUUGCCUAAUGCCGACUGGCACUUUAUUCUGGACCAUGUACAGUAUGAUCGAACAUUAAUUGUAAACGUUUUUCAGAUUCUUUAAUACUAGUUUAUGGAUUAUCCAUGGACUGAUCAUUCAGACGUAUAAUAACCAGAUCAAAAUGCUACUAAUUAAGAACUGACCGACUUUCUGAAUUUUGAACAUCCGGACAUGUAAUUCAAACUUUUCCAGUAUUUGUUGAAAUAGGAUUAUCAAAUUGUUGAAUCAAUCAAAAUUGUCUUCAUCUAUUUCUGCUUGGAUACCCGUCGAUUGUAAUAUAGACAAAAGUAAAUACGGAGGGGAGUUAAUGGGUAUGUCAACAAGACUACAGCUUUGACUGAAAACCAUCUGGAAUUGUGGAAUUGGACCUCCUGAAACGUACUCUGCUGUAAAGUGCGGUCGCGUCAUUGCAACUGCCCAGGCCAACAGCGCAGAUAUUUGGGGAUUUGAGAGUUACAGUGACCCACGUGGAGCAGAGAUCCAAAGUGGACAGUACACCAUGGGUUGUUGCAGUGGCAGAUGCACGCUGGCCUUUAUAUGUGGCAUGCAAUUGAUCAGCAUAUUGGAACGACAAAUAUUUGACUUCCUUGGGUACCAGUGGGCUCCCAUCCUCACAAACUUUGUGCACAUCAUCACAGUCAUCUUGGGCCUCUUUGGGACUGUACAGUUCAGACCAAGAUAUGUGACCGGGUAUGCAGUGUGGCUGGUUCUCUGGGUGACCUGGAACAUCUUCAUCAUCUGUUUCUACUUGGAAGUGGGGGACCUCUCCAAGCAGGACAGUGACCUGAUCAUGACCUUCAACAUGUCCAUGCACCGGUCCUGGUGGAUGGAGAAUGGUCCAGGCUGCAGGGUGACCCCGGUCACCCCUCCUCCGUCCUGGGCCCCGGAGGACCACCGCUACAUCAGCAUUGCAGGUUGUCUGCUGGAGUACCAGUAUGUGGAGGUGGCCCAUAGCUCCCUGCAGAUUCUUCUGGCUCUUGUUGGGUUCAUCUAUGCCUGUUAUGUGGUGAAGCUCAUCUCAGAAGAGGAAGACAGCUUUGAUUUUAUAGGAGGGUUCGACUCCUAUGGUUAUCAAGGGCCUCAGAAGACAUCCCAUUUGCAACUACAACCCAUGUACAUGUCAAAGUAACAAGGACAGCUGCCUUAUGAACCAAUCAAAUAGAGAGCUACAGUUCUAACUUAUUGUCUCAUUUCGUAAAUGUCUUAAAAUAAUACAGUGUCUUACAAACUGUGUGGAGAACGUGAGAUUCGACACUUUAACCUCAAAGACUCCGACAAACACUGGGUUUUCUUUGUCUCUGCUCAGCCUCUUUGCUCAGUGGUGGAGUCAGUCUGGGUCUGGACAAGGGGCCAGGCAGGUGCAAGAGCGCCCUCCUGUGGCUAUGUUGACCUUACAGGACGCAUAUCUCUCCAUACUGGUUCUUGCUUUCUUUAUGACAGCUGAAUAACUGUUAUAUUGAGGGAACAAAUUGCUUUGAUGCCACUGGACAGUGUUCAAAAGGACCAAGAUUCCGGACAAAGGGAAA
Oncorhynchus masou masou (cherry salmon) is the source of this 2077-nucleotide messenger RNA. It is a transcript of the gene nkain2, whose product is annotated as sodium/potassium transporting ATPase interacting 2. Bases 1051 to 1680 code for a protein of 209 amino acids. The record is from RefSeq and is a predicted model, not a curated record. NCBI's taxonomy places the organism in Eukaryota, Metazoa, Chordata, Actinopteri, Salmoniformes, Salmonidae. Gene Ontology annotation, biological process: regulation of sodium ion transport. The transcript is spliced from 7 exons.